CUAUCGUCGCAAUGCUGCCGAGCCCCGUUCUAAGGAAGCUCUCAAUUUCAGAGCUUAUCGGGUUCGUGGCCCUGACCACAUUUUUCAUUAUCGCAAUCUUGAUCAUCCUCACCACGUGGAUGAGGAAACGGAAGUUAUCAAAAGCGAAUGAAGAUGAAGCCACGUCGAGGGGAGCGAUCUCCAAGAGUCGGGACGCGAGCCCACCGCUCGCCCUUGGAAGACCCCGCAGUCAUAGUUGGAGAACACCUCCACAGUCACGCAAGGAAUAUCUGGCGGGACCAUCGACCCUGGGGGAUGCUUGUCGGAAGGGAGCGCCGCUCUUCGAUCCGGUGCAGAUGGAGAACAUCCUCAAGAAUUACACCAAGUCACUUCCGUCCUACCGGAGCCGACUCGAAUCCAUCGAAGACGAAGGCUCGAGAUCUGAAGAUGACGAAGCUCCAGGACGAUAUGAGGGCCCAGGAAAGAUCAGCCUGCGUAUGGCCUACAACGGUGAAGUCCUACUCGUCCAUGUGCUCAACUGCAAAGGAUUGCCAGCCCACUGUCUGUGGACUUCGCGCGGACCCCAAUACUUCCGGAGGAAUCCCUACGUCAAUGUCUCGCUCGUCCCCGAGAGCAAUUCCGAUUCAGAGAGUUUCGAGACGAAGGCCCGUCACAGGACCCUCAAUCCCAAAUUCGAUGAGGCGUUUGAGUUCGCCCUCGCUCCACAGGACCUGCACGAGAAAGCGCUUAAGAUCGUGGUCUUCGACAGAGAAGAAGGCCGGAGUCCUAAGAUGGUCGGAAUGGUAAUGCAACCGUUGGACGUGGUCAGCCCCGAACGUGAGGAGAACCUUGUUCUGGAUUUGUCCCGUUCCGAACGACCUGGGAAAGAGGAGCCGGAGUCGAUGCAGCGAAGGGGUUCCAGUCCAGGAGACAUUUUCGUGGGACUCACCUGCAACCCCUUGACCAACAGGAUCCGAAUAAAUGUUCUCAAGAUGAAAGGCUUCAGAACACCUCGGGACAUCCGCCUCUCCGGAGCCUACGUUCGCGUCCAAUUAUAUCACGGGCAUCAUCUGCUGAAGACGAAAACGACAUCCGCGCAGCGGAUUCCGAGAGACGCGAACGACGAAGUUUCGAUCUUCGAGUCCUUCAACUUCGGGAUACCGGGAAAAUUCUUCGAUUCCUGCUCGUUGAGCCUGACCAUCGUGGCAGCUAUAAUACCGAAGGAUAAUGCCCCAGCGCGAGAUUUGAUUCUCGGUAAUAUCAUUCUAGGUGCGUCAUAG
Messenger RNA from Galendromus occidentalis (western predatory mite), 1259 nucleotides. RefSeq names its product synaptotagmin 2. Gene Ontology annotation, biological process: calcium-ion regulated exocytosis. Bases 12 to 1259 code for a protein of 415 amino acids. The record is from RefSeq and is a predicted model, not a curated record. Gene Ontology annotation, cellular component: exocytic vesicle; plasma membrane. Gene Ontology annotation, molecular function: calcium-dependent phospholipid binding; SNARE binding; phosphatidylserine binding. NCBI's taxonomy places the organism in Eukaryota, Metazoa, Arthropoda, Arachnida, Mesostigmata, Phytoseiidae. The transcript has 6 exons.